Molecule: messenger RNA, 449 nt
Organism: Musca vetustissima
Lineage: Eukaryota; Metazoa; Arthropoda; Insecta; Diptera; Muscidae
Product: involucrin-like
Exons: 1
Source: RefSeq, a predicted model, not a curated record
AUGGAGUCUGAAGAAAAAGACGAACAACCUGAGGAGUACACAGAUGUAGAGUUCGAUAGAGCAUGUAUGAAUUAUGAGGAAGAACAACAACAACAAAUCAGUCAUAUGGAGUCUGAAGAAAUAGUCGAGCAACCUGAGGAGUAUACAGAUACACAACUCGAUAGAGCAUGUACGAAUUAUGAGGAAGAACAACAACAACAAAUCAGUCAUAUGGAGUCUGAAGAAAUAGUCGAGCAACCUGAGGAGUAUACAGAUACACAGCUUGAUAGAGCAUGUACGAAUUAUGCGGAAGAACAACAACAAAUCAGACAUAUGGAGUCUGAAGAAAUAGUCGAGCAACCUGAGGAGUAUACAGAUACACAGCUCGAUAGAGCAUGUACGAAUUAUGAGGAAGAACAACAACAAAUCAGACAUAUGGAGUCUGAAGAAAUAGUCGAGCAACCUGAGGA